GUUGUUGUUGUGAGUGAGUGAGUAACUUACUGAGAGUAUUUCUGUUAAAUGCCAGCCUCGGAUUAGCGGUGUUUUAGUCGGUUCACCGGCAGCAGCGGUAGGUGGUGCAACAUUAACCUCGGAGGAUGGGAGAUGUAGUUGAGCUUCAGAUAACUCCUGAGACUCCAGGAAGGCCAGCCAUUCGCAAUCCAUUCGAGAGUCCUACUGACUACCACCAUCUGCAUGAACCUCUCGUCCCCAGUCCAUCUGUCUUCAAGUGCUCCAGGGCUUCGUCAGUUACGCCAGCCAAGUUCAAAUGGUCCAUCGAUGAAAUGGCGAACCUUCUCCCGGUGCACAUAGACCCAGAGGACAUUCACCGUCAGGCUUUAUAUCUUAGCCAGAACAGGACGGACUCUGAAAUUGAGGAAAAGCGUCAAAAUGCUAUUGAACAGUUUUUUACUAAAGGUGCUAUUGUUCCGUCCCCCUGGGGCCCACCAGCGAGCAAACAGACAGUGCAGCCACACUACGAGAAAAGUCCCUUAUCUCCACUUAUACCAGAGGAGCCUCAGUCUGCAAAGAAAAUCAAUGCAACUUGUCAGACAAUCCUGUCUUUACCUGUGGAUUUUGAUCUUGAAAAAGUAUUAGGCGAUUACUACAGGACAGAGGAGGUUUCGGAGCAGGUGCAGGAGAGCCUCAGCUCGUCUUCUCUGAGGCGGAAGCUGUUUCUGGAUGGACACGGCAGUAGCUCAGAGUCAUCCACACCCUCCAGCCCGGACAGGGAGACCCACAAUGGCAAUGGACAUAUAAUAUCAUCAGUCAUUGUCUCACCACUGAAGUGUGGAAACACAGCUGCCACACCUUCCUCUGGCCAGUUCUCCUCCAGCCCUAUCCAGGACCGGUGUCGGGCUUACAGUCUGGGCAGCGUGGCCAGUCCAAUGUUUCCAGAGCGGUCUUCUCCAGUGUUUCAGUCGCCCACUCUGUCUCCCAUCGUCCUUCAGCAUUCUGUAACUCCUCUAUCAGGUGAGAGGAAGAAGCUAACCUUCCUGACCCCUGAUGGUCUACCUUCAGGUAGCCGAAGCUUGGCUGUAAACUGCUGUGGUGAGAGCCCCUAUGUGGAAGGCUGCUCUCCUAUCCGUAGCUGCUCCCCUCUUCACCCUCAUCCUAGGAACAGAGGCUGUGCCUGGGCCUCACCUGCCCACAUCUCCCCUAUGUACCCAGACCUCCAAGACAAGGAGAACAUCCACCCCAGUGAACCUUUACCCGCUAUGGACCUGGAUGCCUGCUCCCCUGGGCCCCAGCACAAAGGCCUUGAGCCUGGACACUGUGAAAGCCAAGCCUCCCUGCCUGACUUGGAGCAGAUGGAGCAAGGAGAGCCUGCAGAGAAUGACCUUGGUGAUGGACGGUUGGGAAAAGGACAAGAAGAGGCUGAAGACGAAGAAGUUGAAGCCUGUCACUGGACUCCAGAGGAGGACACAGUGUCACCAGUGCGGCUGACCAGCUCCCGAACAGGCAGCGUGUCCAAUGUGGAGAGCACACGGAUGUUUGUGUCUCUGCUGGCUGAAGGGAGCAGUACACCAUAUGAUGUUAGCAUGCAGGUGGAUAGCGGUUAUAACACAUACUCAACGUGCGCUACCAGUCUAAUGGACGCCAUCAGUUCAGACAGCCAGAGCAAGGAGCUGCAGGACACACACACGGCCGAGGAGGUGCUCAGUUACACUAAACACACUAAAUCAAAGCUGGUAAUGCCACACCACUGAUCACGAUGGAUGGAUCAGGGACUUCUUUUUUCCCCUCUAACCUCCCAAAGCUCAGAAGAACACAAAUGUUUACAUUAUACUGUUUUUAUAUCCAGAUCUUGUGCUGUUGUGGUGAAUGAAAGUUAAAUAGUGAAGUUAGCAUUGCUAGCACAUGUGCCUUGAAUCUUUACAUCACGGUAACAGAGCAACACCACUCUUGCCUCAAAGUUAUUAAGGAAUUAUUAUAAACGGAGAAAACUUGAUUUAAAAAUUGUGAC
This is a messenger RNA of Pygocentrus nattereri (red-bellied piranha), 1993 nucleotides long. RefSeq names its product bora aurora kinase A activator (gene bora). Gene Ontology annotation, molecular function: protein kinase binding. The transcript is spliced from 12 exons. The record is from RefSeq and is a predicted model, not a curated record. The coding region runs from base 126 to 1736 and encodes 536 amino acids. Lineage: Eukaryota; Metazoa; Chordata; Actinopteri; Characiformes; Serrasalmidae. Gene Ontology annotation, cellular component: nucleus; cytoplasm. Gene Ontology annotation, biological process: activation of protein kinase activity; regulation of mitotic spindle organization; regulation of mitotic nuclear division.